AUGUCCGUGGGGAAACUCUUCGACCCGGUUUCCUCAGGGCUAGAAGAAUCAUUCAGGCUCACCAGGUUUUCCAAUCUUCUGGGAAGCGCUUGCCGUGCACCUGCCGAGGUCAAUAAAAAACUCCUGGAGCGAUCGCCGCCUGAAGCAUCUCCUGAACAAGCUUCAGUCGUUCAGAAGUCGACUUACCCUCCGCCGCGCGCAGUCUCAGGCUCCUGUCAGAUUGUCCGCAUAGACGACCCGCACAUAGCCGGUCAAGCAGCAUGUGCUCAUUGUCUUGCCCCAAUCUACGCCGCUGGAGUCGUUGAAGUAGAAACAGUCAAUCUUCUGAUGACCUCGUCGACGAAAAUGUCCGACCGUGAACGCGAUGUUGUCCUUCCAAAGAUCGUGGCUGGUUUUCAAGAAUGCUGUGAAAGGGCAAACGCAAUAAUGACCCAGUCGCCGCUUGCGCUGAACCCGUCACUGACCAUUUCUGGUCAAGUAAAUGCGUUCAUGAACGUUGGCAGUCGCGAGUUUGUGGCAUCCGACGCGGCACAAAAGGGCGAUGUCUUAGUCUUAACGAAGCCACUUGGAACUCACGUGGCGUGUAUGGCGCAUAUGUGGAUGGAACAGAACCAAGAAAAAUGGAAUCGACUGAAGCAAGUUGUUACCGAACAGGAUGUCGAACGAGGCUAUCAGGAUGCAAUGUUUAAUAUGGUGAGAUUAAAUCGCGACGCCUCACGCUUCAUGGCUCAAUUCAACGCGCAUGGCGCAACAGCUGUCGCCGGCUACGGAAUUCUGGGUCACGCUAAACUCCUUGCAAAGCGACAGAAGAAAAAGGUCAACUUUGUGAUCCACAAUCUGCCGGUUCUCGCGAAAAUGAACACGAUCGCGAAAGCAAUGGGCAAUUCCUUCGGUCUAGCAAAAGGCGUCGCUCCUGAAAUCUCCGGAGGGAUGCUCAUUGCCCUCCCUCGCGAAGAGGCUGCGAAAUUUUGCGCCGAGCUGCGACGAAUCGAGGGCCACCAAGCUUGGAUCGUCGGAAUCGUCGAAGACGGUGAAGGAGAUGCGACAGUGAUCGAGCGGCCGCGCAUUAUCGAAGUGGUGACAGGCGCCGAUGGCUCUGUACAGUCCGCUCCGCCGUCGAGUAGCUCCUCUCGCCGCGGAAAGACGAAUUCGAAUUCCUCAACUGCCUCUUCCUCCUCUCGCCCAUCCGGCGUUCAAUUGCUCCAGAAAGGACCAAAAUCGAACAACAACAGCACUAGCCAUCAGCAGCAACAAUCCGCAAGUAACAACCGUGUCAGUGCGACUCAAGUCUCGACGAUAGUCCCAAUCACCAGUCACGCGCCGAACAAUUAUCAACAAUUGUCAAAACAACAACAAAUUCAAGCUACUUCUGUUAUUCAAAAUCAUUCCUCAGCUCCAACAAUCACAAUGGCGACGCCGCAAAACGCACAGCAUCAUUCUCGACCCUUGAUUCACGCAAAUCAGGUACAUCAGAAUCAACAAGCAGCAACUCGGCCGCAUCACCAGCACCAGCGCAUCUUGCCAAAAAUCCCUGUCGAAAACAAAUCAACAUCGGGGCCCACGCUCACGGAGCUCCAGCCGACAACGAGUAGAAGCCUCGCUCAAGCUGGGCAUAUAUCCGUCUCGCGAGCUGAGAUGAAUAACGCUUGGUACCAGACAAAUCAAGACCAUCCACAGCUCAUGUCGCAGCAACAACAACAGCAGCAGCAACAUCAAGUUUACAACUCUCAGUCUCCGAUCCUCAAUCUCCACCCGCACUCGCAACCUGCUCAUCCCCAAAGCGUUAUUCACUCGACGCUGACGUCAACGCACGCCAACAACAUCAACCAGCACAGACGCAAUCCCAACGUCUGA
Molecule: messenger RNA, 1854 nt
Organism: Oikopleura dioica
Lineage: Eukaryota; Metazoa; Chordata; Appendicularia; Copelata; Oikopleuridae
Source: the annotation of a GenBank genome assembly